Nicotiana tabacum (common tobacco) is the source of this 834-nucleotide messenger RNA. NCBI's taxonomy places the organism in Eukaryota, Viridiplantae, Streptophyta, Magnoliopsida, Solanales, Solanaceae. The record is from RefSeq and is a predicted model, not a curated record.
AUGCAACAACUAUUGGGGUAUCAAGCUGCCGAGUCAUAUGAUGAAAAUUUGGGAGAGGGUGGUGGAGAGGAGGGAAGGUCUACUACAGAAGCCAUUCAUCUUGUGAGGAGAUUGGUGAAGCAGUAUAGGGAAAGGAAUAAGAACUUGCAUAUGGUAUUCAUGGACCUGGAGAAGGCCUAUGAUAAAGUCCUGAGAGGGGUCCUAUGGAGAUGUAUGGAGGCUAGCGGUGUCCCAGUAGCAUACAUUAGAGUGAUUAAGGACAUGUACGAGGAAGCGAAGACUCGGGUGAGGACUGCAGGAGGAGACUCGAAUCAUUUUCCAGUGGAGACGGGAUUGCAUCAGGGAUCAGCUCUUAGCCCAUUUUUGUUUGCCUUAGCAGUUAACGCUAGAUUGGAAGUUUGGAGACAAAUGUUGGAGUCUAAGGGUUUUAAGUUGAAUAGGUCGAAAAUUAAGUACUUGGAGUGCAAGUUCAGUGAUGGGAUGUAUGAAGAAGGCGAAGAAGUGAAGAUUGGCAACGAGAAGAUUGACGAGGAUGUUACCCAUCAUAUUAUAGCGGGGUGGAUGAGAUGGAGGCUCGCCUCGGGGUUUUUGUGUGAUAUGAGUGUGCCACCUGGACUUAAGGGCAAGUUCUACAGAGAAGGACAUAUCAAGAAUGAAGUUAUUAAAGACAAGGUAGGAGCGGCAUCGGUGGAGGACAAGUUGCGGGAGUCGAGGCUGAGAUGGUUCAGGCAUGUAAAGAGGAGAGACAUAGAUGCUCUGGUCAGAAGGUGUAAGAGGUUGUACGUUGCGGGUCUGAGAAACGAAAUCGGCAGGCCUAAGAAGUAUUGGAGAGAG